AUGUCAAAGGGUGGUUUUGAGCUCAAUAAAUGGUUUUCUAAUGACAUCAGACUUUUAGAGGGACUCCGGUCUACAGGUGGUCAGGAAAAUGUUCGUCUAACCGAGAGUUCUACGAUUCGCAUACUUGGAACGCAAUGGAAUCCACAUGAGGAUUCAUUUUGUUAUACAGUUAAUGUGGGAGACAUGCAUUCAAAUGUUACAAAAAGAAACAUGUUGGCUGAAGCGUCAUGCCUAUUCGAUCCGUUAGGUUUUAUCGGACCAGUCAUCCUCAUAUCAAAGCUAAUGAUACAGGAAUUGUGGAGAUUGCAAUUAGACUGGGACGCUUCGGUUCCGGUAAACAUACAUUCACGUUGGUUAGAUUACAAGACACAAAUAUCUAAACUAGUUGAGCUACGUAUUCCACGAAUGAUUGGCCCAACUAUGGAAACACUAGAAGUUCAAUUUCACGGAUUUGCUGAUGCCAGUCAGCAUGCAUACGGAGCGUGCUGUUAUUUAAGGAUACGUAACUCGCACAAUGAUUGUCAUACACAUUUAUUGGCAUCCAAAUCGCGAGUUGCACCAGCAAAGGCAAUAUCACUACCGCGUUUAGAGUUGUGUGCAGCCUUGCUGUUAGCUCAGUUGCAAGUAAGUUUACUUAAGGCAAUUGAAUUUCAACCACAUCAAAUAUAUCUGUGGACUGAUUCCACCAUUACCUUGUCAUGGAUCAAAUCAAGCUCUUACAAGUUUGCAACAUUUGUAUCUAACCGUAUUGGAGAAAUUCAGAGACUAACCAAAAUCAAAGAUUGGCAUCAUAUUUCCACUAAACAUAAUCCUGCAGACAUCAUUUCUCGUGGGGCAAGCUCUUUGGAUUUAAUGCAAUCGAAAUUAUGGUGGAAUGGUCCAGAAUGGUUAUCGUCGGACGAAAAGGAUUGGCCUGAUAAUCAUCCACAAUACCCGGAGACGUUACCAGAUCAA
Messenger RNA from Trachymyrmex cornetzi, 954 nucleotides. RefSeq lists its product as uncharacterized. Lineage: Eukaryota; Metazoa; Arthropoda; Insecta; Hymenoptera; Formicidae. The annotation marks the transcript as partial. The record is from RefSeq and is a predicted model, not a curated record. The transcript has a single exon.